AUGGGACCUAAGACAGCUGGCUGCUGGGUUUUCGGGCUGAACCAAGCUCAGGACCUGGUGGAACUGAGUUUGAAUCGAAUCCAGCUGGCCAGCUGCCCCCCAGGCCCUUCACUCACUCUGGACCGUCCUGGAGACUCAGCUCACUCCUCUCUCAGGCAGAUCCCGGUGCCUGCAGGGCUGAAGCGGGGCCCAGGGUCUGUACUGCUCCCUGCUGGCCUGCUCUUCCUGACAGCUGGAGCUGCUCCUGCAUCCACGUGCUCGACCUUGGGGGACUCUGUCUGCCACCUGUCCUGCCGGUGCCAGGGAGGACAUCUCUUGGUGCCAGAGGAUAUGGCUGUGACAGGUGCUGUGCUCAUGGUGGUCAGUGAACUUGUCCAGGCUGUCCACACACUCCAGCACACUUCCCAAGUGCCCAAGGAACUGGUGAUGGUGGACUUCCUGGCCCCUUGGAGGCUGGCUGUGGAUGCCCGUUGGCUUUCUGGAACUGCACAGAGCUCCACAGGGGGACCCACUUUGGAGCUGCUGGUCCCAGCCUCUAGGCUGGGUCUGGAGGGGCUUUGGUGGGUGGGCCUGGGGUUUUGGGGCUUUGUUGUGAGUGAGAAGUUUGGGGAUGCUUAGCUGUUGUUGGGUGUGCCCACUGAUCUGGAGGGUAACGUUAUUGUGGCAGACAAGCAGCAGUGUCAGGUUAGCGCUUUCCCUUGGGCUAGGACACCCAUCUGCAUGGUGUUUGAGGGACCAGGGAUGCCCUUGGGCAUGGUCUCUGGGCCCCAGAGCCAGCUCAUGGUGAUGACUCAGGUGGACUCAGAUGGCAGCAUCCCCCUUCUUGUGCAUGGGCCCAGCCCUUAG
Messenger RNA from Pipistrellus kuhlii (Kuhl's pipistrelle), 846 nucleotides. It is a transcript of the gene NHLRC4, whose product is annotated as NHL repeat containing 4. NCBI's taxonomy places the organism in Eukaryota, Metazoa, Chordata, Mammalia, Chiroptera, Vespertilionidae. The record is from RefSeq and is a predicted model, not a curated record.